AUGUUGGACUUCCUAGCUGAGAACAACCUGUGUGGCCAGGCAAUCCUAAGGAUUGUUUCCUGUGGUAAUGCCAUCAUUGCUGAACUUCUGAGGCUCUCGGAGUUUAUCCCUGCUGUGUUCAGGUUUAAAGACCGAGCCGAUCUACAGAAAUAUGGAGAUAUCAUCUUUGAUUUCAGCUAUUUUAAGGGUCCAGAGUUAUGGGAAAGCAAGCUGGAAGCUAAGCCAGAGCUACAGGAUUUAGAUGAAGAGUUUCGUGAAAACCACAUAGAAAUUGUGACCAGAUUUUAUUUAGCCUUUCAAAGUGUGCAUAAAUAUAUUGUAGACCUAAACAGAUAUCUAGAUGAUCUCAAUGAAGGUGUGUAUAUUCAACAAACCUUAGAAACUGUGCUCCUCAAUGAAGAUGGAAAACAGCUUCUAUGUGAAGCACUGUACUUGUACGGAGUCAUGCUGCUGGUUAUCGACCAAAAGAUCGAAGGAGAGGUCCGAGAGAGAAUGCUGGUUUCCUACUAUCGAUACAGCGCUGCUCGAUCUGCUGAUUCAAACAUGGAUGAUAUUUGUAAGCUGCUACGAAGUACAGGUUAUUCCAGCCAACCAGGAGCCAAAAGACCACCCAACUAUCCUGAGAGUUAUUUCCGGAGAGUGCCUAUCAAUGAAGCCUUCAUCAGUAUGGUCAUUGGUCGACUGAGAUCUGAUGAUAUUUACAACCAGGUCUCCGCAUAUCCUUUGCCAGAACACCGCAGCACGGCCCUGGCCACUCAGGCCGCCAUGCUGUACGUGACCCUCUACUUUGAACCUGCCAUUCUUCACACCCAUCAAGCGAAAAUGAGAGAGAUUGUGGACAAGUACUUUCCAGACAACUGGGUAAUUAGUAUUUACAUGGGGAUCACAGUUAAUCUAGCAGAUGCUUGGGAUCCUUACAAAGCUGCAAAAACUGCUUUAAACAAUACUCUGGACCUUUCGAACGUCAGAGAACAGUCAAGCAGAUACGCUACCGUCAGUGAAAGAGUGCACACUCAAGUGCAACAAUUUCUGAAAGAAGGGUAUUUAAGGGAAGAGAUGGUUCUGGACAAUAUCCCAAGGCUCCUGAACUGCCUGAGAGACUGUAACGUGGCCAUCCGAUGGCUGAUGCUUCACACAGCAGACUCAGCUUAUGACCCAAACAACAAACGCCUUCGUCAAAUCAAGGACCAGAUUCUAACAGACUCUAGAUACAAUCCCAAGAUCCUCUUUCAGUUGCUGUUGGACACUGCACAAUUUGAGUUUAUACUCAAAGAGAUGUUCAAGCAAAUGCUUUCAGAAAAGCAAGCCAAAUGGGAGCAUUACAAGAAGGAGGGCUCAGAGCGGAUGACGGAGCUUGCUGAUGUCUUUUCGGGAGUGAAACCCCUAACCCGUGUGGAGAAAAAUGAAAACCUUCAAGCUUGGUUCAGGGAGAUCUCGAAACAAAUACUGUCUUUAAAUUAUGAUGAUUCAACGGCCGCGGGCAGAAAAACUGUGCAACUAAUACAAGCUUUGGAGGAGGUUCAAGAAUUUCACCAGUUGGAAUCAAAUCUGCAAGUAUGUCAGUUUCUUGCUGACACUCGCAAGUUUCUUCACCAAAUGAUCCGAACCAUUAACAUUAAAGAGGAGGUCCUGAUCACAAUGCAGAUCGUUGGGGACCUUUCUUUUGCUUGGCAAUUAAUUGACAGUUUCACAUCUAUCAUGCAAGAAAGCAUAAGGGUAAGCCCGUCCAUGGUCACUAAACUUAGAGCUACAUUCUUGAAGCUUGCCUCUGCCCUCGAUCUUCCCCUUCUUCGUAUUAAUCAAGCAAAUAGUCCUGACCUUCUCAGUGUGUCUCAAUAUUACUCUGGUGAAUUGGUGUCCUAUGUGAGAAAGGUUUUGCAGAUCAUUCCAGAAAGCAUGUUUACUUCGCUUCUAAAGAUCAUAAAGCUUCAGACCCACGAUAUCAUUGAAGUGCCAACCCGCCUGGACAAAGACAAACUGAGGGACUAUGCUCAGCUUGGCCCACGAUACGAGGUUGCCAAGCUUACUCACGCUAUUUCCAUUUUUACUGAAGGCAUCUUAAUGAUGAAGACAACUUUGGUUGGCAUCAUCAAGGUGGAUCCAAAACAGUUGCUGGAAGAUGGAAUAAGAAAGGAGCUAGUUAAACGUGUUGCUUUUGCUCUUCAUAAGGGACUGAUCUUCAACCCCCGAGCCAAGCCAAGUGAGUUGAUGCCCAAGCUGAAAGAGUUGGGGGCUACCAUGGAUGGAUUCCAUCGCUCUUUCGAGUACAUACAGGACUACGUCAACAUUUAUGGUCUGAAGAUUUGGCAGGAAGAAGUUUCUCGUAUUAUAAAUUAUAAUGUGGAACAAGAGUGUAAUAACUUCUUAAGAACAAAGAUUCAGGACUGGCAGAGUAUGUACCAGUCUACUCAUAUCCCAAUACCAAAGUUUACCCCUGUGGAUGAGUCUGUAACAUUUAUUGGUCGACUCUGCAGAGAAAUCUUGAGGAUCACAGACCCAAAAAUGACAUGUCACAUUGACCAGCUGAACACUUGGUAUGAUAUGAAGACUCACCAAGAAGUGACCAGCAGCCGGCUCUUCUCAGAAAUCCAGACCACCUUGGGGACUUUCGGUCUGAACGGGUUAGACAGGCUUCUGUGCUUUAUGAUUGUCAAAGAGCUACAGAAUUUCCUCAGUAUGUUUCAGAAAAUUAUCCUGAGAGACAGAACUGUGCAGGAUACCUUGAAAACCCUUAUGAAUGCUGUCAGCCCCCUAAAAAGCAUAGUGGCAAAUUCGAAUAAAAUUUAUCUUUCUGCCAUUGCCAAAACACAGAAGAUUUGGACAGCGUAUCUCGAGGCUAUAAUGAAGGUGGGGCAGAUGCAGAUUCUGAGACAGCAGAUUGCCAACGAGUUAAAUUAUUCUUGUCGGUUUGACUCCAAACAUCUGGCAGCUGCUCUGGAGAAUCUCAAUAAGGCUCUCCUAGCAGACAUCGAAGCCCACUAUCAAGACCCUUCACUUCCUUACCCCAAAGAAGACAACACACUCUUGUAUGAGAUCACAGCCUACCUGGAGGCAGCCGGCAUCCACAACCCACUGAAUAAGGUCAACGAUGAAAAUAAGGAACAGAGUGGUGGGAGGCGCAUGAUUCCCAGAUCCUUGAGCAAAUUCAGAGUUGCCAAGGCCCAGGUUAGGGAAGUCAGGAUAACUUGUUUUGGCAUCUCUGGGUUAAGUAAGAGAGUUUCCGGUCUUCACAAGAACCCAGAGAUGGGAUCUGAAGGUCUGGCCAGUUUAACGCCUUUCUCCAAAGCGCUGGACCAUUUUACAUCCCACCAGCGUUUGGCAACACCACCGGAAGCCCCCAGCAAUCCCGGGCCGAAUCCAAACAGUAGUCCAGAGUUGUUGUUCCCCAGAUACUCAUCUGCCAGUGCAGGAAUGGUCUGCCGGAAACCUGCGGACCCUGUGGACUGGCCGCCGCUCGUCCUGGGAUUGCUCACCCUGCUGAAGCAGUUUCAUUCCCGGUACACUGAGCAGUUCCUGGCGCUGAUCGGCCAGUUUAUCCGCUCCACAGUGGAGCAGUGCACAAGCCAGAAGAUACCUGAAAUGCCUGCGGACGUUGUGGGUGCCCUCCUGUUUCUGGAGGAUUAUGUUCGGUACACAAAGCUACCUAGGAGGGUUGCUGAAGCACACGUGCCUAAUUUCAUCUUUGAUGAAUUCAGAACAGUCCUGUAACUUUUUUGACAUCUGCAUCUUCAGUCAAAGGCUUGUCCUUCAAUCUUCCCAUGACUAAAAUGAAUUUAGAAAUGAAGAAACUCAGCUGCUCGUAGAACUGCAUCGCUCCCCUUAACUGUGGGAAACGUCAGGUAUUAAGAUGUAUCUCACGGCACUCGUUCAUAUAAUUAAUAUUGUUUAAAUCAUGGUAUUAUAUGCAAUU
Messenger RNA from Puma concolor (puma), 3910 nucleotides. NCBI's taxonomy places the organism in Eukaryota, Metazoa, Chordata, Mammalia, Carnivora, Felidae. The record is from RefSeq and is a predicted model, not a curated record.